Molecule: messenger RNA, 1987 nt
Organism: Eriocheir sinensis (Chinese mitten crab)
Lineage: Eukaryota; Metazoa; Arthropoda; Malacostraca; Decapoda; Varunidae
Exons: 2
Coding region: 217-1194 (325 amino acids)
Source: RefSeq, a predicted model, not a curated record
ACGCCGAACGAUGCCACACGCCACCACUGACCAACACACAAACACACACACACACACACACACGAGGACAACAUAGGACAGUGAAGGCUCAGUAUUCUUGACAUCAUCCUGUCGCCCGAUUUACAACAGCUCUCCUCCUCCGCCCGAGUUCAGAGAGUGGUGUGGUCCGAGAAAACGCUUCAGACCACAGCCUUCUUUCUGAGGUCAUCGGCGGGGAUGCGGCAACUCCCUCAAGAGAGUCCGCCCUUCGUGGAUGGCGAGGGCUUCCCGCAGGGCACUGAGGUGGGGUUGGCUGAUAGGCGGGACCAGGAGAGCGGGGAACUGCUGUGCACCAAAGUCAUGUGUGUAAGGAAGCGGCCAGAGUUCCGUGUGUCGCCCAGAAUCCAGUCUUAUCUGUCUUCCAAGGAGUUGUACCGGAGCCACGGAGAUGGGCGGCAGUUCAGCGGCUUCAGGAUACCACAGUUCCACAGCGACAGGAUGCGGGUUUGCCGCCCCGGCAGACCCAAAAACCUGGUGGGUCCACAACUCCAGACGUGCGUGUACCUGGAGGGAGGAAUGCCAGUCCACUACACCAGGAGGCCCCUAGACCCUCACGGACCGUCCUUGGGAGUGGUGAGAAGGCAUGACGGCUCAGUGAGGGAGGCCUUUCGAGUGCCCAAAGACAGCCUACCCAAAGCCACCGAUGAGCAGCCCUUCAGGAACCCAAACACCCUCUACGUCAACAUCUGGGAGGAGUUCAUCUUCGGCAAGUCUGUGAUCCCCAAGAGUAAGACAAGCAGAGCACACGUGAGGGAAGUUGAGGAGGAAGGAUGCUUCAAGUUCAUUCAUAGAAUCCUCAGUUCAUUUUUACCAAAGUUCGCCGUCGAUUUGUUGACCUACAUUGUCUACUUCUUUUUGUUUUUCGUCUCAUGCGUCGGGUACAACAUGUUCUGUGAUCUGGGCUGCUACAUCCUGUUCGCCCAGCACCUCAAGAUCCACGAGAGGGCGGACGAGGAGAAGCUGGAAGUGGUGUUCACCGGCAGCCUCUUCCAGGGGCCCCUGUACGCCAUGACGAGGAACUGGUGUGAGCACUGCAACCAGCGGGAGCGAGCGAAGGUCAUGUGGAAGCUGAUGAGGAAGAUGAAGACUGAUAUCCUGCCUCCCUCCAACCCGCCUGACGCUCCUCUGACGGGCGCCGUGCAGGCCCCCUCCUGAGGACCACUGCAGACGUGUGUACACAGCGAAGAACUAGAUGCUUAAAGUCAGUGUAACAUGUGUCGUGUUUCCUCAGGACUCGCAUUUUUUAUGUUAAAUAUAUUAUUAUCAUUAUUGGCGCUAUCGUUGUCGCUCUCUUCAUUAUAGGCCGCAUUAUUUCAUAAAGGGCUUGGUGUGAUCACACUCUGGCAGGAGAUCUAUACAGUGUUGCAGUGCUGCCCACCCAUGGGAAGCUCUCUGGAGUCUAUGUAAAUUGCAGAAUCAACAAGAUAUCAAGGUAUAAGAAGAUUAUACUAGUGUGUCGGGACCCCAGGUGCGAAACGAGAUCCGGAUGCACACCAACCUCCCUUGAGAUGUCAGUGAAAGUUGUGUGCUUGCUAUGUGAGCCGAGGCUUAUCUCGGUAAUCAGAGGUUUGGCGUUUGUGGCUCGUACUGUAACUGUUAUAGUAACUCACUGUGCUGCUGCAGGGAAUACUGUGCGGGUCACUGUGUCCUCAAAGUGAAUGGAAUAGCUUAGACGCAUUCCGCAUCCAUGUACAUGAAAGAGUUCAGUGAUAAGACUACUAGUAGUUGUCCCAUUGAAGUUGAUACAGUGUGAGGAGAGAGAGAGAGAGAGAGAGAGAGAGAGAGAGAGAGAGAGAGAGAGAGAGAGAGAGAGAGAUUUACAUAGAUAUUUAGACCACAGACUCUACGGUCCAGACUAGGUGGUCUGUCCAGAGAGAGAGAGAGAGAGAGAGAGAGAGACCUUGUUACUUCUUGUUACAGAUGUAUUUAAUAAAUUAUUUUUUUCUUA